Molecule: messenger RNA, 531 nt
Organism: Rosa rugosa (rugosa rose)
Lineage: Eukaryota; Viridiplantae; Streptophyta; Magnoliopsida; Rosales; Rosaceae
Product: TMV resistance protein N-like
Exons: 1
Coding region: 1-531 (176 amino acids)
Biological process (GO): signal transduction
Source: RefSeq, a predicted model, not a curated record
AUGGCCUUGGAAUCCCCAACGGCCUCUGCAUCACUUUCUACAUCAGUUGAAUCAUCGGCUCCACGGUGGAAGUAUGAGGUGUUUUUGAGUUUCAGUGGUACAGACACUCGGCGGGGUUUUACUUAUUAUUUAUACAAUGAAUUGCAAAACAGAGAAAUCAAGACAUUCAUGGAUGUCGACCCAACUAGUUUGGAUAGAGGAGAGGGGAUUUCUCAAAGUAUCCUAGAGGCCAUUCAAGAAUCAAGAUUUGCAAUCGUUGUUCUCUCGCAAAAUUAUGCUUCUUCCAGUUGGUGUUUGGAUGAACUCACACAGAUUAUGCAGUGCAUGGAAAAUAAGGAAACAAUUCUGCCAGUUUUCUAUCAUGUGGAUCCCUCUGAUGUGCGCCAUCAAAGGGGGAGUUUUGGAGCGGCCUUCGCUGCACAUGAAGCGCGGUUUAAAGAUCAAAAAGAGAGGCUGAUGAAAUGGAGAGACGCCUUGAACAAAAUCGGCAGCAUCUUUGGCUGGGCAUGUGGGAGUGGGAGUUCUGAGUAA